GCAGUGACUUCCGGCGGAAGCUGAAGCCGGCUCCGAGGUCUGGCAGAGGAUAAGCAAGGAGUUGACGCCGAUGGCUCUUCGAAGUUUGCUGAUCUAAGAAGGCCCACUUCUUGUUCGAUGGAUGAUGGCAUUUGAGCAGAUACCAAAAAAGGAUUGGUACCGUAUUCUGGGGGCAGAUCCAACUGCAAGCGUGUCAGACCUAAAACAAAAAUAUCAAAAACUCAUAUUAAUGUAUCAUCCAGAUAAACAAAGUGCAGAUGUGCCAGCAGGAACAGUGGAGGAGUGUAUACAGAAAUUCAUCGAGAUUGAUCAGGCAUGGAAAAUUCUAGGGAAUGAAGAGACAAAAAAAGAGUAUGACCUGCAGCGGCAUGAAGAUGAUCUAAGAAACAUGGGACCAGUAGAUGCUCAAGUAUAUCUUGAAGAAAUGUCUUGGAAUGAAGAUGAUCAUUCUUUUUCUCUGAGUUGCCGAUGUGGUGGAAAAUACAGUGUUUCAAAGGAUGAAAUAGAAGAAGUUACCCUAAUUUCUUGUGAUACAUGUUCACUCAUUAUAGAACUCCUUCAUUAUAGCUGAAAUUGUUCAGAGUGGAAUCCUUAGUAUAUUCAGAUGCGUGGAGAAGAUAUGUGGAGAAGAGUCCACUCUAACUUUGUCCAGUCAAGCAAAUGUAUAAAGCUGAUAAAAAAGAAAAAAGUAGGAUUCUUUUUUGUCAGCUUUAUUUUUUGCAGAGAAAAUAUAAGACUACAAGUAAAGGCCACCCAUAUUAAUAGAAAGUUAAUUUCACUAUUUAUAUGUAUUUAAAUUUUAUAUUUAUAGAUCACAAAAAAGAGGACUUGAAUAAAUUUAGUGAAUUCCUAUCUGAGAA
Messenger RNA from Camelus dromedarius (Arabian camel), 860 nucleotides. RefSeq names its product DnaJ heat shock protein family (Hsp40) member C24 (gene DNAJC24). Lineage: Eukaryota; Metazoa; Chordata; Mammalia; Artiodactyla; Camelidae. The record is from RefSeq and is a predicted model, not a curated record. Gene Ontology annotation, biological process: positive regulation of ATP-dependent activity. The transcript has 5 exons. The coding region runs from base 122 to 571 and encodes 149 amino acids. Gene Ontology annotation, molecular function: ATPase activator activity; ferrous iron binding.